CAGGACCAAUAACUUCUGACAAAUCGAAGCAAAACAGAAUCUUUUUUUGACAACACAACCACUGUCAUGAUCAUAUGAUUCUGAUACAACCCGCAACAGCUAUUGCACAGGUGGCUGAUAUUUGGAAAGAUUGAUAAAAGACGGCCGGCGUCUCUCCUGCACUUUUCAGCCAGGCAACAUGGCGAGUAACCUCGUCUGGAAGUUAUGUCGUCCCCCUUUGUUUAGACAGCUGGCCUCUCUUCGGUCUGGAGCUGAAAUCCGACAUUUCUCCAGCAUCGAUCCGCCACCGGAGAAUAUCAGUCGGUAUCCAGUUCCUUACAAGAAAGACCUUCCUCAUGAUAUAGUGGAUCUUAUGGAGGAAGUUGAGUCAAAGGGAGGCUUUUUGCCAAAUGUCUUUAAAGUCCUCUCUCAUAGACCAGCAGAGUUCAGAGCCUUCUUCAGUUACUACAAUGAACUAAUGAACAAAGAGACAGGCGGAUUGACCAAGGCAGACCGUGAGCUGAUUGUUGUCGCUACCAGUGUCCACAACAAGUGUCUUUACUGUGUGGUAUCCCACAGUGCAUUACAUCGCAUUUACUCUAAGAAGCCCACUCUUUCCGAUCAGGUGAUUGUUAACUAUGAGAAUGCAGAGCUGUCUGCUCGGGAGCGGGCCAUGCUGGACUUUGCGAUGGCUGUGUGUCGCUGUGACACCAUUACAGAGCAGCAUUUCCAGUCUUUGGAGGAAGUGGGCUUUGACCGUGAGGAUGCGUGGGACAUUUCUGCCAUCACUGCUUUCUUUGCCAUGUCCAACCGUCUCGCCCACCUCACCGACAUGAGGCCUAACUUAGAGUUUUAUAACAUGGGACGUAUGCCAAGGGACAAGAACAAGGACAAAGGGAAUGUAAAAGGAGAGUAGUGAUACAGAAAGGAUUCCAGAUGUCAAUGUAUUAUUUUAUUUUGUUAUUCUGUUUUUAUGUAGAUGACAAAAGAAGCAUGAGAGACAGAAUCUGAGUUUGUUGUGAACCUCCUUGUGUGUGUAGGUGUAGAUGGGGGAGACAUGGUUUUAAUCAAAUGAUUACUGACCCUGACUUUUUGAAUGUGUUGUGGCUCUGGCUGUUUCUCGAUCACUUGCCAUAUUGUAGGUAAAAGUGAAUCUUUUGCAGCAAGUUGGUCAUUACAUGAAUCAUUUGAACCAAUUUCACAGUUGUCUUUCAUUUAGUUUAUGUCAUAAAACCUAAAACAAUCACAUGUCAGAAUCUCAUGCCAGCUCUUAAUUUCCUUGUUCACUUAAAAUAGCUCUGUGCUAGGAUGUGUUGCACAUUGCAUUGUUACCGUCACUAUCAAUAGGAGUUUGAAUACGUAGCAUUGUUCAAAGCAAUGGAAGCUUGUGUUUUAAAGUAUCUAUAGGCCUUUCAUAUUCUAAAUAAACUAUUUUGUUAAUAAUAUGUAAGAUUUGAAAUUGA
Molecule: messenger RNA, 1442 nt
Organism: Notothenia coriiceps (black rockcod)
Lineage: Eukaryota; Metazoa; Chordata; Actinopteri; Perciformes; Nototheniidae
Exons: 5
Coding region: 179-895 (238 amino acids)
Molecular function (GO): peroxiredoxin activity
Source: RefSeq, a predicted model, not a curated record